This is a messenger RNA of Cyphomyrmex costatus, 3149 nucleotides long. RefSeq names its product beta-transducin repeat containing E3 ubiquitin protein ligase slmb (gene slmb). The transcript has 9 exons. The record is from RefSeq and is a predicted model, not a curated record. Bases 677 to 2260 code for a protein of 527 amino acids. Lineage: Eukaryota; Metazoa; Arthropoda; Insecta; Hymenoptera; Formicidae. Gene Ontology annotation, molecular function: protein dimerization activity.
UCGGGAGAGUUGCGCUACUGCAUGUACUCUGUGGUUCGGCAUAGUCCGCGCCACGAGCGGAGACUCGGUAUCGCGACGUCCCUCCCCCCUUCUCCCCCCUCCCCUCCGCGCUCCGUCGAGGGCGCCGAGGUAAAGGGGAGACCGUCGUGUUUUGUGAUACCGUGCGGUUCGCACCACCGCGUUUUACAGCGGUCAACCGCGAUCGAAGGAAGAAGAGUUAUCGGUGUAUCCGCAGGAAUACACCCUCACCCGCACCGUGUGUGUGUGUGUGUGUGUACACAUACGCGCAAAGUGACAUAGUUUGGUACGCUCGCGAGCUGUUGUGCUUUGGUUAAUAGAGAAAUGUUACUUCUGUCGACUCGUCGCGAUGCACGGCGAGGACUCGUAGCGUGAACUGUCAUCUCUCUACCGUCGGCGUUCGCCCUGAAUGCCUAUAGUCCACGUUGUUCCGACGUGAUUCUCUCUAUCUAUCUAUCUAUCUCUCUCUCUCUCUCUCUCUCGCUCUCUCUCUCUCUCUCUCUCUUUCUCUCGGCGCUGCGACACAUCUCCGUCGUCGGCCCGGCCAUUCUCGUCGCGCGAUCGCCCCGUGGCAGAAUCCCGUCUAUCAUCGCCUAUUCGCGAUACCUCGGCACGCGCGGAGCGCCAGGCCACAGGUAACGGACGUCAACGGAAUAAGAUGAUCAACAUGGAAACGGACAAGAUUAUCGACGACGUGAGCGCAAGUCUGCAGUACCCGAUGACGACCGUACUUUACGAUCCCAGCUGCAAAAAGGAGCCAUCUACGGGAGUGUCUACACAAUAUGGACAGGAGAAAGAAAUCUGCAUGAAACUGUUCGAAAGAUGGAGCGAAUCAGAACAAGUGCAGUUUGUCGAACAGCUGUUAGCACGAAUGUGUCAUUAUCAGCACGGGCACAUCAAUGCGUAUCUCAAACCGAUGCUGCAGAGAAACUUUAUUUCGCUUUUGCCGAAAAAAGGAUUGGACCAUGUGGCAGAAAGUAUUCUUUCCUAUCUUGACGCAAAGUCACUUGUUUCUGCAGAACUAGUAUGCAAGGAAUGGCAUAGGGUUAUUAGUGAAGGGAUGCUGUGGAAGAAGCUGAUUGAACGCAAAGUUCGAACAGAUUCGGUUUGGAGAGGUUUGGCUGAAAGGAGAGGAUGGAUACAGUAUCUUUUUAAACCAAAACCAGGCGAAGCCCAUCCUAAUCACAAUUUCUACAGAUCUCUUUACCCAAAAAUUGUCAAAGACAUCGAAAGUAUAGAGAACAACUGGAGAAUGGGUCGAUUCAAUCUUCAAAGAAUCAACUGUCGCAGUGAGAACUCUAAAGGCGUUUAUUGCCUACAAUAUGACGAUCAGAAGAUAGUUUCCGGACUCCGAGACAACACGAUUAAAAUCUGGGACAGAAAUACUUUACAGUGUAUCAAGGUGUUGACAGGCCACACGGGUUCUGUACUUUGUUUACAGUAUGAUGAUAAAGCUAUAAUAUCCGGUUCCUCGGACAGUACCGUGAGAGUUUGGGAUGCUACUACAGGCGAGAUGGUUAACACGUUAAUUCAUCAUUGUGAGGCUGUGCUACAUCUCAGAUUUAACAAUGGCAUGAUGGUAACUUGCUCAAAGGAUCGUUCUAUAGCAGUCUGGGAUAUGACAUCGCAGACAGAAAUUGCGUUAAGAAGAGUAUUAGUGGGACACAGAGCAGCAGUGAAUGUAGUUGAUUUUGACGAGAAGUAUAUUGUUUCUGCCAGUGGUGAUAGGACUAUCAAAGUAUGGAACACCUCCAACUGCGAAUUUGUGCGAACGUUAAACGGACAUAAACGCGGCAUAGCGUGUUUACAAUAUAGAGAUCGCUUAGUAGUUAGUGGCAGUAGUGAUAAUACUAUACGACUGUGGGACAUCGAGUGCGGCGCUUGCUUACGUGUUUUAGAAGGGCAUGAAGAAUUAGUGAGAUGUAUUCGAUUUGAUAGUAAGCACAUCGUCAGUGGUGCUUAUGAUGGAAAAAUCAAAGUUUGGGAUCUUGUAGCCGCUCUUGAUCCUCGUGCCGUUGCUAGUACUCUAUGUUUACGCACGUUAGUGGAGCACACCGGACGUGUGUUUCGUCUUCAAUUUGACGAGUUCCAAAUAGUUUCAUCAUCUCACGAUGAUACGAUACUAAUUUGGGAUUUUCUUAAUUACAAUCCGUCAAGUGGAAAUGUUGUAUGCAGUGUACGCCUGCCGAUGGAUGGAGCACCAAACCAAGCCGAUACUAGAUCUCCUUCCCCAUUUGAGUGACGCAUCAAUACGGAGAUUGCUUUAUUGUGAUAUACUUACAAGUGGUUAGUGAGUGAAUCCAAUGUGUUCACGACAAUGUACGCAAACAAUGAAAUAUCCGAUGAUGAGUGUUUAAUGUAAACAACAGCAAUUAUACAUAGAAAUGUCUCAAGAAAAAAUUUGGUUGAUCAAUGACUUUAAUUUAUUGUUUGCUAGGACAGCAAAAAAUUCUUCAAGAAAUGGGAAAGUAAAAUGGACUGACUUUUACGUGAAACUAUAAAUUAUAAUUUAUAUAUAUGCGCUUGACGCACCGCGUUUAGGAACGUACAGUAUAUUUAAAGCUACAUAAAUACAUCCCAUGGAUGUAAACGAUUGUCGUCUGCUUUAGCCAUAUCUGGAAUUCUUCUACGCUUUAUGACAUGUGUGUGUGAUAGAAGUCAAGACCAUUUUCCUACAAAAAAAAAGAAAGACUUACAAUAUGUAAUGUAGCGAAGCGUUUUUAGGGAGGCUGGAUAUUACACUUAAUAAGACAUUAGAUGUAUCAUAGUAAAAGGAGAAUUAAUGAUUUUUUAUAUAAUUAAUUUAUGAGAUAAAAAAUUGUAAAAUGUUGUUUGAUUGGAGUACUUACGUUGUGUGAAUGUGUAAAAAAAUUGUUACAUGGGAAGAUCAUGUUGCAUCUUUUUAAUGGCUCGUACAAAGUGCUAUGUACCCAUGUUUAGAACUGCGAAAGAAACUAUUAAUUGUAUAAUAAUUUUUUUAAUAUUUAAAUUUUGUGAAACUUAUUUAAGAAACGAGUGAAGAGCCAACAAUCUCUGCACAACCUAUAUUUGGUACGAUACCAUUUGCAUUUAGAAAUUAAAAAUUACUAUUGCAGAAUGUAAAUAUAUUAUUAUCAUUAUUAUAUUCAUAC